Pseudozyma hubeiensis SY62 is the source of this 312-nucleotide messenger RNA. RefSeq lists its product as hypothetical. The transcript has a single exon. The record is from RefSeq and is a predicted model, not a curated record. Bases 1 to 312 code for a protein of 103 amino acids. Lineage: Eukaryota; Fungi; Basidiomycota; Ustilaginomycetes; Ustilaginales; Ustilaginaceae.
AUGUCUCUGCCAAUCCCACCAAAUGAAGCCUAUCUGUAUGCCUUCGAGAGCGAAGACGCAAAGCACCUACUGACAGCACCUGACGAAUUCAAGCCGACUCUAGCUCUCCUCAGCGACAGUCUGAAGCGUCUACGAUGUCUGUGUCAGACGCGGGACGAUCAAUCGGAAAAAGACACGGAGAUCAAUCAGAAGAAUGCAAAUGGGUCUCCGCCAGGUUCCAACAGCGAUGAUGCUACAAGACCGAGCUCCGGUGUCGAUGUCGCGAACCUGCAUCCGAUCCGGCACGAGCGAUCGUCUCUGUCCUAUCUGUGA